GCCCGCAGCACAAUCAGUCUCCGAGUGCCUGCCGACCGUCGUAGUGUGGUGUUUACGCGCGCGCGCGCGUUAAUCUGAGUGUGUAUAAAUUGUUGCGGUUCGCGUCGUGUUAUUCGGUAUACGAUAAUAGUAAUAGUAAUAUAGUAUAAUAUCGUAUUAUAAUAUAUAUAUUUUAUUUUUAUAAAUUUUUCAUUUUGCGUGUGUUGCGUGCGCUAAUGUCGGGUGUGCGUGCGUGUGUUUUUCGAGUGCGCGUGUGACGAUUGCGAAUAAAAAAAUUCGUAUCGGUGGUAAAUUUUUGUAGAAAUUUUUUUCUCGCAAUAACAUACGGUUCGAUCGCACCAUGCCCGUUCGUUGAUGUCUCUUUUCGGCGAUCGCACAUCGCAAAUGGUGUCCGAGCGGUGACGGCGAUCGAGCGCGUUUUUCUUGCGUUCUCACACCGCGCCCCUUCGCGCCCGCGAGUACGACAACCGUAUCCCCGAGCAACGCGCCCGCCCCCCCGGCACGGUCAUGGCUUUAACGUCCGCCGCGGUGCUCGUAAGCUCGGUUCUGCUGGUCAUGUCGGCGUCGCUGAGUAAAACGCUCCGGCACAAGCCGCCCAACGAGUGUGAGUGGCUCGCCGUGACAGCGUACGGCGACGAGACGAUCGCAUCGCAGACUGUGUCCGACGAACAGGAGGUGGCCCUGCACUGCCGAGUGCGGACCAUGAACUCCGAGCUGGAAAAGACCAAUUUUAGCAUAAUACAGCCUCAGUACACGGUUAAGCUUAAGAUCGAGUGCAACUCGCAGCUGUAUCUGCUCAGCUCGCUGGGCACGGGCACGUUUCAGACGCUCAUCGAUCUCCGUGAGCUGACGAUCGACUCGUGCAAGCUCAACAGCUUGGGCCGCGAGUCGUUCCGUGGUCUCCGGCAGUUGCGCAAUCUCACUGUGGUCACGCACAACAACGACUGGACCUCAGUCAACAUGGAAGUGCAGCCCGACACGUUCCUCGAGGAGCUCAACAUGCUCGAGCGGCUCGACUUGAGUCACAACAAUAUUGCUAAGCUGCCGGAGGGCGUGUUCUGCUCACUGCAAAAUCUCGUCUACCUAAACCUCACCCGUAACCGUCUCCGGCAUCUCGAACUUUUUCAUUUCGGGUCGUCUGGACAGCAUAAGUGCGGCGCCAACCUCCAGGUGCUCGACCUGUCCUACAAUAACUUCGACUCGAUCAACUCGCAAGUUUUCUCGCACCUGACCAACUUGCAGGACUUGCACUUGCAGGGCAACGUGAUAUCGGUGAUCGGCGAUCACGGCUUUGACGGCUUGUCCGCUCUGUCCGUGCUCAACAUCGCCUCUAACCGGCUGGUCAAUCUGGCGCCCGAGUUGUUCGCGGACACCCGCGACUUGCGCGAGAUGUACCUGCAGAAUAACACCAUCAAUGUGCUCGCACCCGGAUUGUUCAACGAACUGUCUCGGUUGUUGGUACUUGACCUGUCCGAAAACCAGCUGACUGAGGAAUGGGUGAACGCGGCUACGUUUACCGGUCUCGUGCGCCUUGUGUUUUUGAGCAUGUCCAAUAACAACAUAACUAAAUUGGAUGCGAUGAUAUUUCGAGAUUUGUACCGGCUCCGAUCGUUACGACUGGAUAAUAACGGUGUUCAGUACUUGCCGGAGAACGUGUUUUCGUCGCUGAUAGACAUGAGAACGUUGGUGCUUUCCAGCAACAAAUUGACCAGAAUCGAUCAGUUCACGUUCGACGGUCUGCCCUCAUUAAACCAACUAUCGCUCGAUAACAAUCAAAUACAGUACAUCGAUCCGGAGGCGUUGAGGAACUCUACCGAUUUGGAAUACUUGCACCUCAAUGGAAACAAACUGUACGACAUACCGGCGGUCCUCAAUAAUAUUCCUAAUCUCAAAACGUUGGACUUAGGCUACAAUCAGAUCACCGAUAUAUUCAACACGUCGUUUCCGGCCAUGAGUCAGCUGAUCGGGUUAAAACUGUUGAAAAAUCAAAUAUCAAAUGUUUCUAAGGGUGUUUUUGAUAGAUUACCGGAACUUCAUCUUAUAAACCUCGCCAAUAAUAAAAUCCAAAAAAUAGAGGCCGGUACUUUCGAUAACAACACAAGACUGGUUGCGGUCAGAGUGGACGGAAAUUAUUUACGGGACGUCGGCGGUUUAUUUUCCAAACUGUCGAAUCUUGUGUGGCUAAACAUAUCGGAAAACUUCUUGGAAUGGUUCGACUACGCUCUGAUACCAACAGGUUUACAGUGGUUAGACAUACACGGCAAUCAAAUCACCGAACUUGGAAAUCACUAUGAAUUGGAAACGCAACUGACCGGAUUUGACGCCAGUAACAAUAAAUUGACUGAAGUGACUGGUAGUUCAAUCCCGGAUAAAGUUCAAAAUCUCUAUCUGUCCAAUAAUCAAAUUUCCAAAAUACAAUCGUACGCAUUUUUCAAAAAGCCGAAUCUCACGCAAGUAGACCUGACCGGAAAUCGUUUGAAAACAUUGAACCCGCAAUCGCUAAGGAUAUCUACGGUUCCGGCGGGUCGUGCUAUGCCACAGUUUUUAGUCGGCAACAAUCCGUUCGUGUGCGACUGUUCGAUGCAAUGGCUGCAAGCGUAUAGUGUCGAACCCGAUAGGAAUAAACCUAAACUAGUCGACUUGGAAACGGCCACGUGCGAGGUUAUCUACAACCGGGGUGAAUCAAGGGUACUGCUGAAAGAAGCGUCGGAAGAACAGUUUUUGUGCCAAUACGAUAUGGAGUGCGCGAAACGUAGUACGUGCGAUUGUUGCGAUUUCGACGCAUGCGAUUGCAAAAUGAUAUGCCCGACCAACUGCACGUGUUUCCACAGCGUUAGCUCCACGUCGAACGUGGUCGACUGUUCGAGUGCUGGUUACAUAAACAGAGUGCCGGAAAAAAUACCGAUGAACACCACGGUUUUAUAUUUGGACGGCAAUACCAUCAAGACGUUGAGCACACACACAUUUUUGGGCCGAAAGAUCUUAAAAGUUCUCUACUUGAAUUCGUCGAACGUGGAGCGCGUGCAAAACCGGACAUUCCACGGACUCAAGGAACUAGAAGUGCUACACUUGGACGACAACCGUAUAUCCACGUUAUACGGUGAUGAGUUUUACGGGCUUGACAAGCUUAAAGAGCUCUAUUUAAACCACAAUCGUAUAACGUACAUAAACAGCACGACGUUCCGUUUUCUGCAACAGCUGACCAUACUUCGGUUGGACCACAACCGAAUAGCUCAAUUUCCAGUGUGGAGACUGUCGCCGACGCUUACACAUUUGACGCUCGCAGAAAACCAAUGGAGUUGCGCGUGCGAUUUCGUUCAACAAAUGAAAGAGUUCCUACAAUACGCGGCCGACGCGGUGGUGGACGCCGAACAGGUCCGCUGCCUCGACCAUUCGGGCGGGUACAAUAUAUUCAGCGACAACGGCACAGUUUGUGGACCUACAACUCCUUCGUCGGUGGAAAAGCCGUUGAACACGUCGUCGAACACCAUCGAAGGAGCUCUCAACGCCGGUAACCUGACCGUGCCGACCAAGACCAUAAUCCAAAGGCCGGACAUUCAGGAUUACAUACCGAUUCUGAUAGUUUCGUUUUCGGCUGUGUUUUUCAUAAUCGUCGCCGCCAUGAUGGUGUAUGUUUUCCGACACGAAAUGAAAGUUUGGUGUCACUCGAGAUUCGGCGUUCGAAUAUUCUGCAAAAGCACCGAAUUUGAAAUGGACGAGCGGGACAAGUUAUUCGACGCGUUUGUCAGCUACAGUUCCAAAGACGAGGCGUUCGUUAUCGAGGAAUUGGCGCCGAUAUUGGAAAAUGGUGACCCGUCGUAUAAGUUGUGUCUGCACUACAGAGAGUUUCCGGCCGGUGGUUACAUAUCCGACACAAUCGUGCAGGCGGUCGAAUCGUCCAAACGUACGAUAAUGGUGCUAUCGGAGAACUUUAUCAAGUCGGAGUGGUGCCGGUUCGAAUUUAAAUCCGCACAUCAUCAAGUUCUCCGAGACAAGAGGAAGAGACUGAUCGUUAUACUACUGGGAGAGGUGCCCAACAAGGACUUGGAUCCGGACAUCCGACUCUACCUCAAGACUAAUUCAUAUCUGCAGUGGGGCGACAAACAUUUCUGGGAGAAGUUGAAAUUCGCACUUCCGGACGUCCCUAACAACCAAAGGCCGAAAGCAAUCAAUCACAAACAUCACCACCACCAUCAUCACCAUCACAGAGGGGUACACAACAACUACUCAAGACCGCUUGCCAUACAUAUAUAGUACACGGUAUGAAAAUUCAUAACUUAUCUUGCCUAAUUAUUAAAUUUGUGAUAUUAGAUAGUGACUAUUUUGUAAUAAAAAUAAAAACAAAAAACAAAUAUUUGUACAGUGUAUAUAAGGCUUAAAUGCCUACCACUCCUGCAUAAUUAUUAAUUAUUGUAUUUAUACGAUUAAGUUUAAGAUGUUUCUUUUAUAACCUUUUUUUAAACUUUUCUUUUUUUUUUGUGUAAAAUAAAAUGUAAAGACCAUGAAUAAAAUGUCCUCCCAGUCAUUACUAUUAGGUUAAAAUUAUUAUUUCUUGAAUUUCAACGUGUUUUAGCCCUUUAAUAAAUAUGUGUUAAAUUAAUUUAACUCUUUGAACGCAAAUUUGUGUGUAUUUUUUUAACUAUAUUAAUUAAUGUUUAAUAAAAAAAAUUUUAUUUCAAGUGAAAAAAUGUGCAUACAAAAGUAUACAAAUUAAAUUUUAAAAAAGAAAGUUGCCAUGUACGCAUAAGCUAGUUUGCAGACAAAGAGUUAAAUGUCGAUUUUUGAGAUAUAUCGCGGGGUUAGUUACCUAGUCUAAGAAAUAUCUUGUACGUUUGGUAGUAUUAUAUUUAUAACUUACUAUUAACCCGAUUUAUUGUAAAAUCUACGUUUUGAUUAAAAACGUGAACUAAAAACAAUGCCAUUUUUACUAUUGUUUUUUAUAUAUAUUAUUAUUAUUUUUAUUUAUUUUCUUACAAUGAAGACUAUAAACUUCUAGGUACUAGAACAUUGUUGUGAUAUAUUUUUGUUAAUUUAAUUGACUGGUACUCAAAAAAAUAUCGAGAACCCAGCGAAUAAUAAAAAAAAAACAUAAAAUUUAA
Rhopalosiphum padi (bird cherry-oat aphid) is the source of this 5099-nucleotide messenger RNA. It is a transcript of the gene Tollo, whose product is annotated as toll-like receptor Tollo. The record is from RefSeq and is a predicted model, not a curated record. Gene Ontology annotation, molecular function: protein binding. Lineage: Eukaryota; Metazoa; Arthropoda; Insecta; Hemiptera; Aphididae. The coding region runs from base 508 to 4254 and encodes 1248 amino acids. Gene Ontology annotation, biological process: signal transduction. The transcript has a single exon.